GUGCUGGAGGCAGAGAUCGCGCAGCUACGGAGUAAGUUUGUGGAGUCAGUCGAGUCCGGCACCAUUCUGAGGGAGCCGGCCCGGGAGCCAUCGGCCGGCGGCAGACGUUCACAAGAGGAGCAACAGAACACCAAGGAGGCCAUAGCUCUGAAUGUGCAGUCGCUGCGGGCGGAGCUGUUGCAGGAGCAGCAGGUGCAGGCGCAGAAGGACGAGAAGACCCAGGAGGUCUCGAGAUUGGAAGAAAUGGCUUCACACUUGACCGAUGAGUGUGACGCCCUCUGGCGCAGCGUGACCUUUGAGAAGAGGCGCUCUGCGGAGGCGGCGGCCCAAAGUUGUGAGGCCAUCCUGGAGAUGCAAGCACAGCUCCGGCAGCGAGUUAGCGACAACUUGCCACACGUUGCCGGAGAUAGACAUGAAGUUUCAUGA
Messenger RNA from Symbiodinium necroappetens, 426 nucleotides. NCBI's taxonomy places the organism in Eukaryota, Dinophyceae, Suessiales, Symbiodiniaceae. The record is from the annotation of a GenBank genome assembly.